CUCCACUCAUCUCGCAUCGCAGUUAGUGCCUGGUAGCGAUUCAGACGAGGGCGUAUGGACUCUGAAUGCAUUUCCAACAGACCCUGAUCGCACUUUUCUCAUCUCGCAGGGGCUAUCGUUGAGUUCGUAGCUCGACCAAACGCCAUCUCGCUUUUUCUCGCUGCGUUUCUCCUUCUGAAGGCCUGUCACGGAGUAAAGUGGCUCGGCGAGCGUGUGUUUAGACAGCGGCGAGUGAGCAGCAGCGUGUCCCCGAUGGCUGGCUGGAAGGACGGCUCAGUGCAGGAGAAAUAUCGCCUGGUGGUCGUCGGAGGUGGUGGUGUCGGGAAAUCAGCAUUAACCAUCCAGUUUAUCCAGUCAUACUUUGUCACUGACUAUGACCCCACGAUUGAAGACUCGUACACAAAGCAGUGUGUGAUCGACGAGAGGCCUGCGCGGCUGGACAUCCUGGAUACAGCAGGACAGGAAGAGUUUGGAGCCAUGAGAGAACAAUACAUGAGGACAGGGGAGGGCUUCCUUCUCGUCUUCUCUGUCACAGAUCGGGGAAGCUUUGAAGAAAUCUACAAGUUCCAAAGACAGAUCUUGAGAGUCAAGGACCGGGACGAGUUUCCCAUGAUCCUAGUGGGCAACAAAGCUGAUCUUGAGCAACAGAGACAAGUCACCCAAGAGGAAGGUCAGCAGCUAGCCCGACAACUCAAAGUUACAUACAUGGAGGCCUCUGCAAAGAUACGUAUGAAUGUAGACCAGGCUUUCCAUGAGCUGGUCAGAGUCAUAAGGAAGUUCCAAGAACAAGAGUGCCCACCCUCGCCGGAGCCCACGCGCAAAGAGAAGGAUAAGAGCGGCUGCCAUUGUGUGAUUGUCUAAUUGGCCUCUCACUGCCGCCACUCACCCAGCUGCUGUCACCAGUCCCCGCCCCCCACCCUGCCUUCUGACAUCACAUCCUGUGUGGAUGAACUCGCUGCCUUUCUACAUGUGCAUGUCUUCAAAUCAGCAGUCUCUUUCAUAGCCUUAUCAGGGGCAUUUUAGACCCUAGGACUUCACUACUAGAAGAACCAAACUGACAAAAUCUUGAUCAAACUCACCAUUCUACCUUCAACUAGAGUACCGACAUCAGUGUGACUUAUAGAAUAUGGUAAUCGUGCCCCAACACUAAACAUCGCUUCUUACAAAUUUGCUAUAUAAACACGAAACAAUUCUUUUUUUGUAUUAUGAAGGAUUUUUUUCUCUUACUUUGUGACAUUUGUACUUUUGCCGAGCUCAAAAGGAAAAACAACCUCGAUGGGAUCGUUGAUGAGUAAAGUCACAGAUCUUAUGAGUAAGAAGAAGCUUUGUGUGUGUGUGCCAUAUUUGUUUUUACUUCCACAAACUAAACAGCAGUUGUACAUAAAUGAAGAUCUGUGUCAGUUGAGACUGCCAUGAUAAAGAUUGAUGAGUUUUUUGGACAUGUAUUAAAACAAUAAUGUACUCGCAUAUAUGUACAUAGAUAGCCUUUAACAUAAUGCCAAUGUUACCCUUUGUCAGCAGUGAAAUCACUUUCAUAAUUUUUCAUGAGUUUUGCCAUGAUGCCGUUUUGAUCUCAUGAUCUUUUCAAUGUUCUUGUAAGGCUUCUUGGCAACAUUCAUUCUGUGAUCUCUGAUUGUGAUUUGUAUCAUACAUUUAGCCAGAUUGUUCAAGCUUUCUUGACUCCCAGCUCAGAUUUCUACAAACUAACUUCAGACUCAGGUUGCUGCAUUUACGCUGUUUUUACGUCAUUCUUACAACGGUUGCUCUCGCAGUUAUAGUGCACUGUAGGCUGUCUGUUCUGUGCUAAGUGCCCCACAAAAACAGAUGAUACGGAAAAGUAGACUCUGAAAUGAUUUUUCUUUUUCCUGGCCUUAUAUUUCAAUUCACUUGCACACUGAUUUUGUUUUGUAUCGGUUUUAAAAUGUAUUUAAAUGACUGUAACAGCAUGAGGACACUGAAUAACAGUUGACAUACAGACAUCUUUUAAGUAUUUUAUCUUAUGUAUGAAAAUGUGUCUUUUGGUUCUCAUGCAGUGAAUUAAUUUCAUUCAACAGAAUUACGCAAGACUGACAUCCACAUUCCCUCGACAGUGAUAUGUUUUAAUAUGAUUUGACUACAAAUGAGAAGUUGAUGCAUCUGUGACAUUCACACUUAAAUCCGAUAUUGCGUCAUGAAUCAUGUGACUCUAUACUUCAAGGGUUCAUAUCACUAUUGAGUUAUGUCACAACUUCAAUGUUUCAUCUUCCUUUUUCAAAGUGCAUUUCUGUGUGAGGGAUACAAAUAAACUAUUUUAGUUUUGUGUUUCAUCAUCAUGUUAUAUAAGAAAAACGAUGGAAGUGAUCUUUUGAAUGGACAUGAUUAAAUGUUUUUACUCUA
Molecule: messenger RNA, 2376 nt
Organism: Triplophysa dalaica
Lineage: Eukaryota; Metazoa; Chordata; Actinopteri; Cypriniformes; Nemacheilidae
Gene: rras2
Product: RAS related 2
Exons: 6
Coding region: 253-861 (202 amino acids)
Biological process (GO): signal transduction
Cellular component (GO): plasma membrane
Molecular function (GO): GDP binding; GTP binding; GTPase activity
Source: RefSeq, a predicted model, not a curated record